This is a messenger RNA of Eimeria necatrix, 2919 nucleotides long. RefSeq names its product WD repeat domain-containing protein, putative. The record is from RefSeq and is a predicted model, not a curated record. Gene Ontology annotation, molecular function: protein binding; transcription cis-regulatory region binding. Gene Ontology annotation, cellular component: nucleus. Gene Ontology annotation, biological process: regulation of transcription by RNA polymerase II. The transcript has a single exon. The coding region runs from base 1 to 2919 and encodes 972 amino acids. Lineage: Eukaryota; Apicomplexa; Conoidasida; Eucoccidiorida; Eimeriidae.
AUGGAUGGCAAGUAUUAUCCCGCAUGCAUCCGCAGCGUGAAGCCCCCUGCGCCUUCGGCGACGGAGACGGCGCGCAGCCUGCUUGCUGCUGCAGCAGCAGCAGAGCGCGAGCAGCAGCACGGCCAGCAGCAGCAGCAGCAGCAGCAGCAGCAGCAGCAGCAGCUGAUGGUUGAACCCGUGAAGGGCCCCCAUGGCCCUGCAGAGAUCCGCCGCCUGGCCCUCGCGAGUGCCCUGUGGGCUGUUGUGGGUUCGGAGCCUUACCCUUUUUUUGUGACGGACGUGAUCACCGUCAACAGCAGCAGCAGCAGCAGCAGCAGCAGCAGCAGCAGCAGCAGCAGCAGAGAGGCUGAGGGCGCCUCGUCUGCUGCUAGUGAUGCUGCAGCCUGGCGCUACGUAGCCUCCAUUGGCUUCGAGGCCCUAGAGGUUCAGUACCUACCUGAAGAGGGGGCCCCCGGGGGGCCCCCCGAGUGGCUGAGUCCGUGGGAAGUGGACUUUGCCCCGGGGCCCCUGCAUGCAGAGGAGCAGCAGCUGCAGCAGCUGCUGCAGCAGCAGGAGUUCCCCAGGCAGAGGCAGCUCUGGCUCCUCCAGCAGCUCGAAACGCUCAUGGCCACUCCAGCGGACACCAGCAGCAGCAGCAGCAGCAGCAGCAGCAGCAGCAGCAGCAGUAACAGCAGCAGCAGCAGCGUGGCUCCCGCGCUGCGCUACCAGGCGUUCAUCGACGACAUCCCUGUGUGGACGGACAGCAGCAGCAGCAGCAGCAGCAGCAGCAGCAGCAGCAGCAGCUUGCAUGCAGCUUUGCCGCCUUGGGUGUCAGACUACUGGAAAGUAGUUCCUGUUGCUGUUUCUUUGUCUUUCAUCAGGAGGCGGCUGCAGCACGGAUUCUACAGAAGAGAAGCAGCACUGCAUGCAGACUUGCUGCUGCUGCUGCAGAACUGCAGGCGCUUCAAUGCUGCUUCGGACUCGCUGAGUGUGCUUAGCCACGAGCUGGAGAGGCACUUGCUGCUGCUGCAGCUGCUGCCGCAGCCGCAGCAGCAGCACGCGCAGCUGCAGCAGCAGAUCAAACGCCAGUACAAGCUCGCUUGCCUACUUGCUGCAGCAGUUAACCAGUUAGCAGCAACAAACGUCGGCUUUCUCGCCGACCACGAUGCCUGGAUGCAGCAGCAGCAGCAACAGCAGCAGCAGCAGCACGAGCAGCCGCAGCAGCAGCCGCAGCAGCAGCCGCAGCAGCAGCCGCAGCAGCAGCAGCAGCAGCAACUGGGGGAAGUCGCACAACAGCAGGCACAGACCCAGCAGGAAAUGGAAGUAGAGAGCUCCAAAGGCACAAUUUCAAGCAAGCGAGAGGCUUCAGAAGGGCCUGAGCCAACAACAGCAGCAGCAGCAGCAGCAGCAGCAGCAGCGGCAGGAGAGGCAGCUGCUGCUGGAGCAACAGCAGCCCCUGCAGCUGCUGCUGCAGACAGCCCCCCAAGCGCGGCUAAGCCGACAAAGCGUAUUAGCAACGGCUCCAGCAGAAGCAGCGGCAGCAGAAGCAGCCGCAGCAGCAGCAGCAGCAGCAGCAGCAGCAGCAGCAGGCGGUUCGUGCACCUGGAGACGCGCCUUCAGCGGGUCCGGCGCAGCAGGAGGCUGGAGGCAGAGCAGCAGCAGCAGCAGCAGCAGCAGCAGCAGCUGCUGCUGCUGCAGGAGGAAGAGACUGUCCAGCAGCAACUCCAGUGGAGCCCUCUUAGAGACUCUAGUUUAGGAGCUGCUUCUUCAUCUCCAGAGACGGGGUCGCAGCCUGCUGAUCCCCCGAAGCCGGCCCAGCCAGAGGUCGAGCAGCAGCAGCAGCAGCAGCAGCAGCAGCAGCAGCAGCAGCAGCAGCAGGAGUGGCCUGUUGCAGUUGCUGUUUCCUGUGAUGGCGUCGAAGAGCCCACAGAGCUGCUGAGGCCCCGCAGCUGCAAGUUUGUCGAAGAUGAUGACUGCAGCCCACGAGCUGCAGCAGCAGCACCAGCAGCAGCAGCACCAGCAGCGCCAGCAGCAGCAGCAGCAGCAGCAGCAGCUCCAGCAGCGGCAGCUCUCGAUUCUGACAGCAGCGAAGAGGAGAACCUUGGGGCUGCUGUGCUGCUGCCUGCAGCAGCAGCAAAAGCAGCAGCAGCAGCUCCUGCCCCUCUGAGGCGCAAACGUCUCCGCUGCAGCGACUCACAGCGGGAGUCCCCAGAGAAGCGGCAGCAGCAGGAGCAGCCGCAGCAGCAGCAGCAGCAGCAGCAGCAGCAGCAGCAGCAGCAGCAGCAGGGGCACCUUGACUCUGCUGAGAAAAGCCAGGGGGCCCCCGAAGCAGCAGCAGCCCCGUCGGCACACCGUUUGAGGGGCCCAUUAGGGGGCCCCUCUUCAGGGGGCCCCCCAGCAGGGGGCCCCCCAGCAGGGGGCCCCCCAGCAGGGGGGCCCCCAUCAGGGGGGCCCCCAGGAGGGGGCCCCCCAUCAGGGGGCCCCACAUUGGGGGGCCCCACAGUGGACACAAGGAGACAAAGCCAUGCAGCUGCGAGGUCCCGCCACAGUGGCAGCAGGAGAUCUGGCAGCAGACUUUCGCAGCAGCAGCAGCAGCAGCAGCAGCAGCUCUACGGGGAAGAAGGGGCCCCACAGGAAGAAUGGGCUGAGCUGCAGCGGGCAAUGGAACUGAGUCUCAAGACUUUUGAAGAAGAACAAGCUAGGAACAAGAAGCAGCAGCAGCAGCAGCAGCAGCAGCAGCAGCAGCAGCAGCAGGACGGCGUUGCGGAGGCAGCAGCAGGAGCUGCGGCAGAGGCCGCACACGCAGGCACGGGCCAAGUGCAGUCUGCAGCAGCAGCAGCAGCAGCAGCAGCAGCAGCGGACGCCUCGAACGAAGCAGCAGCAGCUGCUGCUGCGGCUCACAGGAAGGAGAGACGCGGGGGCAAGCGAAGCCGCCAGUGA